Molecule: messenger RNA, 450 nt
Organism: Adineta steineri
Lineage: Eukaryota; Metazoa; Rotifera; Eurotatoria; Adinetida; Adinetidae
Source: the annotation of a GenBank genome assembly
AUGUCAGCGACUAAAGCAGUGUAUGUUACUAAACAACCUCAAAACAAAGAUAUUUAUAAUGGUUUUGGUUUAAUGGGUAAUGAAAAUUUUUUACAAAGUUGGAUUUUUAAAGAAGGAACUUGUGGAUGUACAGGGUCAUAUUAUACGACACUUACGGAUACAAGAUUAUUAUUACGAACGGAAGAUACAAAAUGUUGUAGUUGUUGUUGUGAACAAAAUUAUAAUGAUGCUUCGAUUUUCUUACGUGAUAUAGCUGAAAUGCGAGAAUCUACAGAAUCACAUGAUUGUUGUUCAUUUUUUUGUGGUAAAUGUUGUAGUGGACCAAAAUAUAUGGAAUUACGAGGUUCGUUUGGUUCGGAAAUACUUCAUAUAUCAAAACUAGAUAUGUUAAAUGCACAAAUGGAAAUUCCAGCAGCAAUUGGUAACUGUAAACUUGUUAGUCAAUAUUAA